Molecule: messenger RNA, 2392 nt
Organism: Medicago truncatula (barrel medic)
Lineage: Eukaryota; Viridiplantae; Streptophyta; Magnoliopsida; Fabales; Fabaceae
Product: solute carrier family 40 member 2
Exons: 8
Coding region: 316-1827 (503 amino acids)
Biological process (GO): iron ion transmembrane transport
Cellular component (GO): membrane
Molecular function (GO): iron ion transmembrane transporter activity
Source: RefSeq, a predicted model, not a curated record
CACUAGAUACAGACACAUCGACACACAUAAAAUAAAAUAAAAACAAUAAUAUUAUGUGUAAUCACACGUGUUGGUGUUAGACAUGACAUGUGUCGGAUACUAGACACGUUUUGAAUCAGAAAUAUCGAUGAGUGAGAGUAGUGUUAUAUUGAAGUCAUCAAUAUAUUGACACGUCAUCGGUCAUUUUAAUGACACAAAUUGCAUGAUUCUUGUGCUUGAUUAUUAUGAAAACUUAUGAUGAUAUAACACCAUUGUAUUGUGAUACUAAAUAGUCAAUACUAGUAAGGGUUAGGACACUCUUGUUCAUAUGAUAAAAUGUAUGAAAAAGAAGUUUUGAGAAAGAGUGUGCUAUCUCAAGAACCAAAAUUUCAUUCUUCAUCUUCUUUUCUCAUCACUUAUUUAUACAUUGGCCACUUUUUAUCUAGAUGGGGUUCCAGAAUGUGGGAAUUCUCUGUUGGUUUAUAUAUGAUCAGUAUUUGGCCAGACUCACUGUUGUAUGCAGCAAUAUAUGGGGCUGUUGAAUCUGCUUCCAUUGCAUUGUUUGGUCCUUUGAUUGGAACAUGGGUUGAUAAGUUGACUUAUGUGAAGGUAUUGCAAUUGUGGCUGGUGACACAAAAUCUGUCUUUUAUUAUUGCUGGUGCCACUGUAGUUACCUUACUUGUCUACUCAUCUUUGAAGUUUACAAAUUUCACAGUUUUCUUAUUACUUGUGGUGAUAAUCAAUAUCUGUGGUGGCAUUGGAGUGCUUUCAACUCUUGCUGGUACAAUCUUGAUAGAAAGAGAAUGGUUGUUAGUUAUAUCCGAAGGCCAAUCACCGGAACUGCUGAUAAAGAUGAAUUCAGUUACGAGACGCAUCGAUCUAACCUGCAAGCUACUUGCACCUGUUAUAACUGGCUUCAUAAUAAGCUUUGUAUCUCUUAAAGCAUCUGCUAUAACAUUAGCACUUUGGAAUAGUGCUUCUGUUUGGGUGGAGUAUUGGCUUUUUACAUCUGUGUAUAAUGGAAUUCCAGCUUUGUGUCAAAGUAGCCAGAGGAGAAUGGAAAGGCUUUCAUCACAAAGUGAUCUAGAAAGGAAUAAUUCAACUUCUAAGGGAGAUAGUUUGCUUAAUGUUACUGACGGUGAUAGCACAGAAAUGCUAGAUGGAAAAAGCAGGACAAAAUUUUCUGAGUGGAUUUCAAAAAUCUCUUAUGUUGAUGCUUGGAGAGUUUAUUUACAGCAAGAAGUUGUUCUUCCUGGACUAGCUCUGGCUUUGCUAUUUUUCACUGUACUCAGCUUUGGAACAUUGAUGACUGCAACUUUAGAAUGGGAAGGUAUACCUGCAUAUGUUAUUGGAAUAGCACGAGGAAUAAGCGCUGUAAUUGGAAUAGCUGCAACAGUUUUAUAUCCUGUUCUACAAUAUCAGAUUUCAGCUAUUAGAACUGGACUCUGGUCUAUUUGGUCUCAGUGGACUUGCCUCCUCCCAUGUUUAGCUGCAUUAUGGAUCCAAAAUGGCAUUUUAACAUCAUAUAUAUUGAUGGGAAGCGUCGCAAUAUCUCGGCUUGGACUGUGGAUGUUUGACUUAUCUGUACUUCAACAAAUGCAGAACCUUGUUCCCGAGUCGGAUCGUAUGAUUGUUGGAGGUGUUCAGAAUUCACUUCAGUCCUUUAUGGAUCUAUUGGCCUAUGUUAUGGGAAUCAUAAUAUCUGAUCCAAAGGAGUUCUGGAAGUUGAGUUUAUUAUCCUUUCUGGCGGUCACAUUAGCUGCAUACCUCUACUGCAUCCAUGUGUUCCGUGUGCGGAAGCAUAUAUUUCACUUUGAUAAAGUAUGGUCGAUUAAUUCUUCUGCAUGAGCAUCAUAAGUUGUAGGGCGAGGCAAGUUGAGGCCUAAAGCUAGGCGAAGUCUCAAAGUGAGCAAAUCAUAAGAUCAUGUACAAAUUUGUUGGAUGUCACAGUGAAGGUGAAACCAUAAAAUUAGUAGGCUACAUAGGAGGCUGAGGUCCUAAAAAAACCGCACAGGAUUCCGGAAAUACACAUCUGCACAGAGAAAAAAAUCGUGUUUUUGUCUGAAAUACACCUUCAGACAGCACAAAAACUGUGUUUCCGAUAUCUACUUUCAAAGUGCUUUCGGUGGUGGGAAAGUUCCUCCCUUUGUGCUAGGGUCUCCCCAGUUGACUAUUGUGAAGCAUAAUUCUUGUAUUCACUUUUCAUAUCAUUUGGUCCAUUGAACUAAUUAAGUGUUAGGUCCAUUUUAGUUUGACUUUUGUAGUCCAAAGAAAGUUCUAGAAAGGUCUAGAAGUAAAUGAGAGACUUGGCAUUAAAUGUAAGUAGAUAAUAUGUAUAACUCUCUCUUGAAGUGUGUAGAAUUAUCUCCUAAUUUAUGCAGAACUCUCUCUUGGAGCCUAUAAAUAGGUGAAA